AUGUCGGCCCCUACCUCGACGACGAUCACAAUCCUGCCAGCCCGACUGCUGCUCGUGCGCCUGCCUCGCGAGCAGCUGCAGUCGCUCAUGGCCCCCAUUCUCGACUGUUGGUGGUUCAGGGGAGAGUGAGUGACCAGAGAACACAUUUCGGUAUAGUCGAGUGCACGCUCAUCUCUCCUCGACUACGCUGUGCCCACAGACAGGAUCCCUUCUUCUCGCUCUGUUCGAACGAGGUCGAGGUGUCGCUGUUCGCCAGCACCUCGGCCGUGCGAUCGUCUUUUGGGGCUUACAUCCAGGAGCCUCCACGACUUCCACCUUUCCACGAUCGAUCCUCUUCCGGCGACUCGGAUCUUGACGAGGUGGGCGAUGAUCCGGCAGACGACGACGGCCACGAUGGCUCUCAACGGCCCGACGAUGACCCGGACGAUGUCAACGAGAGCGAAAUCACCCUUGGAACCGGAACACGCACAGAGGACCACGCGAGCAAGUCAUGCAAGCGCAGGAGUUCAAAUGAGUCUGACAACACCGGACAGAGGCACGAUGAAUGGCAACGCAAGCAAGACGAAAAAGUUCAGGUCGGAGCCGACGUCUGGGUCGUACUCGAAUGUGCAUUCCACGGCGACGGAUGGGGUAAGAGCAACCGCGGUAAAGGGUAGGGGAAGUAUGCGGUAGUGUCUCAAUCUGACUCUCCUCCACUCGCUCCCACUCAGAACAAGCUGGACGACGUAUCCGAGAUUUGUCCUCCCCACUCGCCGACGCAGGAGUGUCCAUUUUGUUCCUCUCGACCUACAACUCGGAUUUCCUGCUCGUGAUGGAAGACUCGCUGGCCGCGGUCACGUCGAUACUCGAAGAGUCGGGCUUCCAAUUCACUGCCAAUGACGACGACGACGACGAGGAGGAUUUCGACCACACGAUGGCGGCGUCGACGACGCAUCUUCGCCGCGGGGGAUCGUUCCGUCGCAGCCGCGCACGGGCUGCUUCGAGCUCGACCCAUGGGAGUGGGAGCGCGCGGAUGAGCGGAAGUCUGAGUGGAAGUCUGGUCAUGAGCGACCAAGGGAGCUCUCACGCCGGGAGUAUCAGCAGAGCGCCAAACGGAAGCGCGACCAUGUCGCGCUCGGGCAGUCUGGGCAAGCGCGCGGCCGGUGUCGCCGCAGCACUGCAAAAGGUCUCGAUGUCGCCCGCUCGAUCCAUGGGAGAAGCGUCGAGCCCAUCACUGCAGACGAAUCUACCACUCAACGACUCGCCGGGCGCAAUGUCGCCUGGUGGAGUCGCCCGCUCGAUCACGACCGCAGAUUUUGUUUCGAGUAACAGCCUGUCGAUCUUGCCCGACGAACUCGUGUGCAUCGGGCUGUCGCAACAACACGAGACCUUCUGGCGCAGCAAGAUUGUCGAAUGUCUCUUCUUCCCUGAACGUGUACUCCCUGCCCCACGAGCAUCCUCGUCGGGACGUCGCCCGCCCGUGUCGGUAUCCCCGACGCGCUCGCGCAUCUCGACCGUGCUCGAGGACUCAAAGUCGUCGACGCGCAAGGCCUCGCCUCAUACCACCCCCCCGCUGUCCCGCCGACCGUCGAAUCGAGCAACGAGCCAUGCCAUUAGUGGCGGUGCCCGUGGCUCGUCGGCGAACCCCCUUCUCAGUCCGGCGAUCUCGUCGCACACCCACCCGCUCGCGGCCUCGUUCCUCUCGACCUUGGACGCCGAUUAUCCGACUCCUUUCAUCGCCCUGACGCAAACCGUUGAAGGCGUUUCGUUAAUGGCGGACGUGAGAUUGUUGCGAAAAGUGUUCAAAGAAGGCGAAGACGAAGGGAUCUGCUUCAUCGUUGGCCCUGGUGGUCUGCAUUCGAUCUGGAACGGCGAAGACGGUGUCGGAUCGGACGACGAAAAUUCGGAUGACGAGUGUGGCUUCAGUCCAAGACGCGGAAGGGAACGAACACGCAGCAACGAGCACGAUCGAGUCCAGAUGGAAACAGCUCUGGAAGAGGAAAUUCAUUCGGGGACUGAGUCGUCCGAGUCGCGAUCCCGCACGAGGGAGCAAGAAGCGCGCGAAGCCGAGCGACGGGACCGCAAGUUCCGAGCCAAGGAUGCGGGCAAAUUGCUCAAAUGUCUGCAACUGGACCUGUCGAGCUUUGGACUUGGUAAGUGGUAUAAGCGCAAGAAAUCUCUAUUCGAUCAUCUCCGGUGGUCGACGCUCAUGUUGCGAUGUAUUCAAACAGACACCCAUGGUAUCGUCGAACACUUUGCGGGCCUACUCGUUAAUGGUGGUCUCAAUUGCCUCUAUCAAUCCACCUUCAGUACCGCUAAUAUUCUCGUCGCCAAGGACGACAUCGUUCGUGCCCGUCGUAUUCUCGAGGAGCAGAUUUAA
Microbotryum saponariae is the source of this 2359-nucleotide messenger RNA. The record is from the annotation of a GenBank genome assembly. Lineage: Eukaryota; Fungi; Basidiomycota; Microbotryomycetes; Microbotryales; Microbotryaceae.